UCAUUCCACUAACCCUAGUAAAUGUGUACCUUAUAUUAAAUCUUUAUUUAUUUAUUUUAAAUGCAACCUUCUUCAAGAAGUUCAAAGAGGAGGAAGUUCCAUGCUUCUACCGUGUUCGUUUUUCGCUUGCAACAGUCAAAUCUGGUAUCAGUUUUCGUCACUGAUCAAUGUUCCAUAUUCUCAGGUUCCAGGUUUCAACUUCGAUCUUGUCUAAUUAUUCUCUGAUGCCUCAGCAGUACCUAUUACAAUGAGGUAAUUCUGCCUACAAAACCAGCAAAUGGCCACACCUCUUUACUCAUUUUCCAAUUAUUUUGUGCAUCAAGAUCAAUCUAUCAUCCGUAUCUGUAGUUGUUCUCUCGGCAAGCCGUCCCAUCUGUUAAUUUUGGUAUGUGUUUGUGUGAUCAACGCCUAGAAGAUGACAACUUAGGAUUUUUGUUUGUGAUUUUCAUACCCUUAAUUUUUUUAUCAAGACGUAUCAAGCAUCGAAAGCAGGGAAUCGAAGUUCAUGGAAGGAUGGUCAACAUUCUCAAAUGGGUCUUCCUUAGAUUGCCCUGGAGUUGAAACUGUUGGUGCAUUUCCUGGUAACGGCUGUUGCCUUGGAAAAGACCAUGUUGAUAAUGAAGCCGACUGUGACAAACUUAAACAAAGAUGUUUGUUCUAUAAACUUUUUCCAGUUUACCUGAAGGAUAAUUGUUCUAAAGGUGUGGUUCGGCCUUUGCCGGUUUUGAUCGAUGGUCACCAGCUAGAUUUGUACAAAUUGUUUUCCAUUGUGAAGGAAAGAGGUGGGUAUGCCGUGGUGGCGAAAAAAAGAUUGUGGGGUUCUGUGUCCAAGGAAUUGGGUUUGAACCUUAAAGUUUUCUCAUCGGUGAAAUUAGUUUAUGAUAAGUAUCUGAAUGAUUUUGAAAGGUGGCUCAAGCAAAUUUUUGAAGAGAAGAAAUCAAAAACAGGGAAUAAUGAGUGUGAUGGGGAUUUUAAGUGGUUGCCAUUGGAUGUAGAGAAAGAUUUCAGAGGCCUGUUAUGUCCAAAUCUAAAGGACAAAGAUGUUGAUGAACUUGUCAAGUCAGAAUCAAAUAAAAUUAAGAAAGAUACUGAUUUUGUUAACUGCAAGAAUGAUAUUAAUUUAUUGGACACCAAAGAUCAAAAGAAUAAAUCUGAGGAUGUCCAACACAAUGGUGGUGAUAAUGAUGAAAAAAUUUGUAAUGGAGUUAAGGUUGAUCCUACAACCUUGGGUGCAGAAGGUGCUGUGAAGAAAUUAAAAUCUCGCAAACGCAAGCGGGAAACGUUAUCUGGCAUGCUAAUCUGGAUGAAACAUAUUGCAAAGUAUCCUCUCGAUCCUUUAGCUCAACCAAUACCAAAACCAUCAAAGUGGAAAGGGUAUAAAGGCCAGGACAUUUUUGGCCAAUUUCUGAGGGCAAGGGAAGCUCUGUUGCCGAGACAGCAUGAAGAACCAACCAGUGGACUGUCUUUUUUGCAGAAACAGAAGAUGCACCCUGUCAUGUAUGAGGAUCGCGCUUCUCUUGGUCGCCAUGCUACAGGGAAAUUGAGAUGUAGUAAAAGGCUGCCUGCCUUUGUUAAAUCUAAGUCAUGCUCUUGCUGCAACGGAAAAAGAUUGACAGGUUCACUCAAUAUGGAGGUAGAAAAAUGUCCUCUGGAGAAAACAACUGAAACACUAGAUGUAUUGACUGCAAAAACAAUAUCUGAACCAUCUGGGGGUGAGUCUCUUGAAAAGCAAGUUUCUGUAGGUCCUCGUUUUCAAGCAGAAGUCCCGGAAUGGACUGGUGUGGUUUCUGAGAGUGACUCUAAAUGGUUAGGCAUACAAAUAUGGCCUUUAAAACAUGACUCAGAACCUACUCCUGAAACAGAUAUUGGGAGAGGAAGACAAGAGAAGUGUAACUGCGAAUUUCAAGGUUCUGUUGCGUGUGUUAGAUUACAUAUUGCUGAAAAUAGGAUGAAAUUGAAGCUUGAAUUGGGUUCUGUAUUUUAUCAUUGGGGAUUUGAUCGUAUGGGUGAGGAAGUUUCUCUUCAAUGGACAACUGAAGAAGAGAAAAAAUUUAAGGAUAUCAUGAGAUCAAAUAUUUCCUCCCAAAAUAAAUAUUUUUGGAACAAUCCAUCCAAAUACUUUACAGGAAAGACUAGAAAAAACUUGGUGAGCUAUUACUUCAAUGUAUUUCUUAUUCAACUAAGAAGCUACCAGAAUCGGGUGACUCCAAAGAAUGUUGAUAGUGACGAUGAUGAAGUACAAUUUGGAUCUUUAGGUGAUGGUUUUCGGAUGGAAGCUGUCAAGGGUCCUGGUUAUAAGAUCCCGGAUUGUUCUCUGAACGAACAGUGCGCUGAUUUGGAAUAUUGGAGUAGACAUGAUUAGAGUGUAAAUUUGAUAAUUGAACCUGAACCACUUUGAGCCCGAGAAAAUAUUUUCCUGACAUAGACUUGUAUAAAACUCUCUUCCUCGAUGAUCAGUGGUGAAUGCAUUACCUACAUUAUGAUUUUUUUUUUUUUUUUUUUUUUGUAGAAUGUAGGGAGGUAGAGAGAGAGAGAGAGAAAAGGAUCAGGCUGUGAAGUGGUUAUGCUGGAACUUGGAAAAAUAUGGACAUGUUCUUGAGUCUUGUCUGCCCAUAAUGAAGAACUUGCUGAGACUGGUAUUAAUUUUGUUAGAGAUUGUUAUAUUUGUUGGUUAUAAUAACAAUUUAACCGGAUACUUCUUGGACACUGCACUAUUAGUGUUGUAAAACUUGUUUUUCAGUCUGAGUUAAUGCUUUCAAUUCGAUGUUUCCAGCC
Molecule: messenger RNA, 2775 nt
Organism: Cajanus cajan (pigeon pea)
Lineage: Eukaryota; Viridiplantae; Streptophyta; Magnoliopsida; Fabales; Fabaceae
Product: ARID/BRIGHT DNA-binding, ELM2 domain and myb-like DNA-binding domain-containing protein
Molecular function (GO): DNA binding
Source: RefSeq, a predicted model, not a curated record